AUGCCAGAAGUUGAAUCAGUCCCAGAUGUUGUUGAAGUUAUGCCACAAGUUGAAGCUAUACCACAAUCAAUACCAAAUGGUGUUGAAGUUGUGGUAGAUGUUGGAGAAGUUGGAGGAGAAGACUCCCAUGCACACGUGCAAGAGGAUGUACUUGGUUCGUCAUGCGUUGGAGAUGAAACUGUUGGUCUCAAUGCAGUAGAAGAUGUGUACCAACCGGUCAUGGACAACAUCUCUCAACCUCAGGCGGACAUACCGGUUGACAGUUCAUUCUUCCCGAUUGUUGAGGACAUUAGCCAUGAAGAGUUCAUGGCCGAAUUUCAAACCCCUGUGCAAGAGACAGCUCCAGCUACUGUAGAGCCAGAUGCAGCCGAACCAACUGUAGGGGAACAACAACCGGAACAACAAAGGGAACAGCAGCGGACUGUGGAAGCGGAGACCGAACAACAGGGGUCUGGACAACAGAUUGGUGAGGACAGUGGAGGGUCCAAGAAAUGGCGAAAAUAUUCCCAUGUUGAAGACCAACGGAACUCGACGGAUGCAAACCCUCUACGCGAGCAAGAAACAACGGAUGAGCUACAAGAUAUGCAGGAUCUUGAGGAUUUUGAGGGGUUGAGGAAAAAGGGUAUAAAGUACACCCCAUUCAAGCUGACCAAUGAGCUUCCAGUUUGGAAGUCGGGUGACAUUUUUAAGAAUCGAGAAUUCUUCUACAAGGUCAUUCGCCAGUACGCGAUAAUGACCAGACGACGUGUCCAUGUACGCAAAAAUGAUGGCAAGAGACCGCGUGCCAUUUGUAGAGGCAAGGCAUAUGAAUGGUAUGUGUAUGCAAGGAAGAUCGAAACCCACAACAACACCGAUUAUGUGGUUGUGAAUAUGCAGAGAGAUCAUGCUCAAACGUGCUCGCAAGUGUUGGAUCAAAGAUGGCUCACGUCCAAGUGGCUAGCUGAGCGUUACAUGGAGAAAAUCAAAGCUAAUCCCCACAUUCCAUUGGCAGCUAUACGGCAGUGUGUAGAUGAGGAGUUCGGGCUGACAGUUGGUAGGAUGAAGGCAUACCGCGCAAGAGAAAGUGCACUAGAAGGUAUCUUUGGCAAGUCGGGCCGCCAAUACCGGAGACUGUUCGAUUACAAAUCUGAAUUGGAACGAACACAUCCUAGUUCCAGUGUGCAUAUACACUACGAAAACUUCAGGGAUCCUGAAGCUGAGGGUCUGAAAUUCCUGAGGUUUUACUGUUGCCUUGGGCCGUUAAAAAAUGGUUGGACGCGGUUUUGCCGUCCAAUUAUUUUCUUGGAUUCCUGUUUCUUGAGAGGUAUGUACCGAGGCCAACUUAUGACGGCCAUGUGGAUUGAUCCAAACAACGGUUGGUGGCCUAUUGCGUGGGCUGUGACUGAGGCAGAGAGCUACGAUCAAUGGAAAUUGUUUCUUGCCUACCUCUCAGAAGACCUUCACAUACAUGAGAAUGCACCAAGAUUCGUCUUCAUGUCUGAUCAGCAAAAGUGUCUUGCAAAAGCUAUCGUUGAGGAUUUCCCACAGAGCGAGCAUCGCUUCUGUGUUCAGCACAUCUACAACAACUUCAAGAAGAGAUUAAUUGGCGAAAAUUUCAAGGAAUUACUGUGGGAGCUUGCAUCCAGUACAACCCACGAACAGUACGUGGAGAGGAUGGAUGCGUUGCGGAUUAUAUAUCCCCAAGCGCAUCAAUACCUAUUCGGUGUUGCUCCAAAAGAAAAAUGGAUGAAGGCAUAUUUCUCGACACAUGUUUGUUGUGAUGUUAUCCUCAACAAUAUCUGCGAGACCUUUAAUUCGAAGAUAGCAAUUGCUCGCGAGUUGGCCAUCAUCACAAUGUUAGAGGAGAUCCGGACUAGUCAAAUGGAGAGGAUUCAGAUCAGAGGCCAGUGGAUCAGGACGUACGAUCACGCAUUGCCGCCCGUUAUCAAAGAGAUUGUGAAUAAGUUAUCAUGGCAGCUGACAGGGAUCCCGUGCACUCAUGCCAUCGCUACAAUUAACAAGAAUGGGAAGGAUGUAUCAGAGUAUGUAUCCCGCUAUUAUUUGCGGUCCACAAUGUCGAUUCUGUACGAGAAUGUCUUGUUCCCAAUCAAUGGGAUGGAUAAUUGGCCCAAGAAUUCUGACGUUGGAUUCAAACUGGCACCCCCCAAGGACAAAGCGACAGCGUGGACGGCCAAAGAAAUUAAGGUGUGA
Molecule: messenger RNA, 2190 nt
Organism: Salvia splendens (bonfire salvia)
Lineage: Eukaryota; Viridiplantae; Streptophyta; Magnoliopsida; Lamiales; Lamiaceae
Exons: 5
Coding region: 1-2190 (729 amino acids)
Source: RefSeq, a predicted model, not a curated record